CCGCGGGCACUGGGUCAGACAUUGGAUCGUCUGGCUGGACAGCGGGCACUGGGUCACCAGGCAUCAGGUCAUUUGGCUUGACAGCGGGCACCGCGUCAUCUGGCAAGGGAGUGGGCUCCGAGUCAACAGGCACGACAGUGAGUGAGCACCGGGUCAUCAGGUACCGGAUUGUCUGGCUCGACAGCGGGCACCGCGUCAUCUGGCAAGGCAGUGGGCUCCGAGUCAACUGGUAUGACCGCGGGCACUGGGUCAGACAUUGGAUCGUCUGGCUGGACAGCGGGCACUGGGUCACCAGGCAUCAGGUCAUUUGGCUUGACAGCGGGCACCGCGUCAUCUGGCAAGGCAGUGGGCUCCGAGUCAACAGGCACGACAGUGAGCACCGGGUCAUCAGGUACCAGAUUGUCUGGCUCGACAGCGGGCAUCGGGUCACCAGGCAUCAGGUCAUUUGGCUCGACAGCGGGCACCGGAUCAGGUGACCGGAUCAUCUGGAUCAACAGCGGGCAUCGAGUCAACUGGCCUAAUAGGAUCGUCAGGCUGGAUCAGUUCAUCAUGCUGGGUAGAGGCAUCAGGCCAAGUAGAGGCUUCAGGCCGAGUAGAGGCUUCAGGCCGAGUAGAGGCUUC
Messenger RNA from Staurois parvus, 621 nucleotides. NCBI's taxonomy places the organism in Eukaryota, Metazoa, Chordata, Amphibia, Anura, Ranidae. The record is from the annotation of a GenBank genome assembly.